AUGUCCUGGGCCUGGCUCGCAUCAUGGUGGGAGACGCCUGCUGCGACUGCUGCUUCUAGUGAAGAUGUUGACCUGAUCACCUCGCGUGUGAGAGCGAAUUGGUCAACUUUACAGCUUAAAGACCGCGAGCCUUUAGAAGUGCAGUUGAGUAGGGCGCUGGCUCAUUGCGACUUUGCGCGAAGGCAGGCGCACCGCAGCCAACUUGAGUUGCAGAAAGUGACUCGGGAGAGGGACUGUUUGAAGAAGGCGCUGCAGGCAGCUGAGUUCAAAGGCACAGCGCUACAAGAAGAAGUACGACAGUUGAAGGCGCAGUUGGAGACAACUUGCACGAGUCAUCGGCCAGAGGCAGCAGUGCAAAAAGCUGCAAACCUCUUGGUGAUUGAUGGAUGCAGUACCACGACUGAACACCUGGUUCACGCGGCGAUGUCCCUCAUGCACUCCCGCCUUGAAGGAUCAAGCGGUUUGGGCACCAUUUCCGUGAGCCAUCAGAGGGAUGCCUGGUCCACUGUAGGUGAGUUCGAGAGAGGGAACUGCAAGCUUCUAUCAUGCGUGAAUGUCGUGGCUGGUUGUGUGUUCCGUGAUGUUGGAUCUUCCAGUUUGUAUGUGGACGGCCUCGGUUCCAUUCGUAGGUCAGGCGGUGGGGCCUGUUGUGCUGCCGCCUUGCUGAAUCGUGCCAUCGCGGCAUCGAAGAAUAUGAUUUUCUUGACCCCUAAAGACGCCGAUGCGGAGGGCUUCUGGAUGUCGCAAGGUUUUAGAAGCUGUGACCCAAGAAGUAUGGGGCUGGAUGCUUCUAGCUUACGUGCCAUUUUGGAUCAUGCCGGGUUGCUGGUCGACGACCUGAUGGUGCGAGACUUGCGGCGCGCUCCCUCGUCCUAG
This is a messenger RNA of Symbiodinium sp. CCMP2592, 876 nucleotides long. The record is from the annotation of a GenBank genome assembly. NCBI's taxonomy places the organism in Eukaryota, Dinophyceae, Suessiales, Symbiodiniaceae.